Acanthocheilonema viteae is the source of this 2514-nucleotide messenger RNA. Lineage: Eukaryota; Metazoa; Nematoda; Chromadorea; Rhabditida; Onchocercidae. The record is from the annotation of a GenBank genome assembly.
AUGAAAACAUCUACCGCAUCGACGGAUCGAUUUACUGUCACUGAUAGUAUGGAUAAGGAUUCAAAGCCAGAAGAAAACAAUCAAGAUGAAGCGAAUGAUCAUAAACAGAAUCAGCCGGAAGCAGGUCAGAAUCUAAAAGAAAAUGAAAGUGAAGAAUACAAACCAUUUAAUAAUGGUUACAAUUCACCGCUUUCAUCACCGGUUAUCAGAGAGAAAAUUGAGACUGUAUUACGUUUUGCGUCAACACCGCUAGUGGAAGAUGGUACUCCAGAAUUUUUGCUCUAUCAGUCAUGGCAUACUCCUUCUCCGGAUCCUGUAUUACCUCCAGAUUUUUUUACAGUAGAACGUGUUCAGCGUAGAGAAAGGGAAUUAUACAAUCCACAAAAUCACCUUUUACAAGACUUGGUAGAUCUGGUAGAAUCAGCAGUCCCAUCAUCAAUAAGCCCAAGCCAGUGGUUAUCGGAGGGACAAGAUACAGUACCAGAGGCUGACUUAUUAGCAUCACUCAAUCAUCAAGCGGGGUUACAACGGUUUUCACCAUUUUCGCCUCAAUGGUUUGUCAAAUAUUUACCAGUUACUUCUGGACGUUACAUUUCACAUCAUCCGGCUCAAUUUCAUUCGUUUACAUCAAAUUUGAAUUCAUCACUACUUGGCACACUAUCUGUUACACCUACUUCACAUUUAUUUGCACCAAUUUUGAGUUCAUCUUUAUUUGGCACAUCACCUGUCACAUUUAUUUCACAUUUACUACCUGGAUGUCCACAGUCAAACUUACGAAACAUUAAACUAUCUAAACCGACUGAAACAUGUGGAUAUUGUAUUGCCACUUGUGAGUUUCCACAAAAUCAUAAUAAAAAGGAAUGUCCGAAAUUAGCAUGCAUGAAGCCGUGUAAAUUAUGUAAUGCAAGCGGAAGUGGAAAUCAUACUUUAAUGCAUUGUCCGCACAAGGAAAAAGUUGUUUUAAAAUUAAAACGCGAUAAGCGAAAUAAUAUUGACAAGGAUAACACAGAUAAUGAGAAUGCUAAAAAUUACAAGAAUAACAAAGGUAAUCUUAAUGACAAGGAUAACAAAGAUAAUAAAAAUGAUAACAAUAAAAAGGAUGAUGAAAAUGUGGAAGUGAACAAGCAGCCAAAUAAGCCUACAUAUUGUCGCAACAAAGGGAGCCAUUGGCCCCGACCCUGUGUUUCAUUGCGCGAUGCUGCUAAAAUUGAAUGUCUUAUAGCGAUUUCCUGUAUACGGUGUGUUAUUUGUUUCGGAGGAGCAGGGAAGCGGGUUGAUUCGAUUCGAGUUGGUUAUACAUGGCGGUGUUGGGUGGAAAUGCCAAGUGAAACAGCAUCAAGAGAGGGUGUUACAAUGGGAUUAGAUGAACCAGAUGAUUACAUGCGAUACAAGAAACUUGAGAAGCAGCUUGAACAUUUAGAUGUUAUGGAGGAAUAUGUAAAACUUGAAACACGAAAUCUAGAAAAAGAAUUAUUGCAUGCUCAAGAAGAGGUUAAAAGAAUACAAUCUGUCCCUCUAGUUAUUGGACAAUUUUUGGAAGCUGUUGACCAAGACCAUGCAAUUGUAGGAUCAACUACAGGAUCAAACUAUUUUGUUCGCGUGUUAUCCAUUUUGGAUCGUGAGCUAUUGAAACCUGGUUGUAGCGUGGCAUUACAUAAAUAUAGCAAUGCUCUUGUUGAUGUGUUGCCACCGGAAGCAGAUUCGACAAUUCAAAUGUUGCGUGCCGAUGAAAAACCUGAUGUUUCAUAUGCCGACAUUGGUGGUCUCGAUAUGCAGAAACAGGAAGUUCGUGAAGCAGUUGAGCUUCCUCUUACUCAUGGGGAACUUUAUCAGCAGAUCGGUAUUGAUCCUCCAAGAGGUGUACUUAUGUAUGGUCCACCAGGAUGUGGUAAAACAAUGCUAGCAAAAGCAGUAGCAGCACAUACAACAGCUUCAUUUAUCCGUGUCGUCGGAAGUGAAUUUGUUCAAAAAUAUCUUGGAGAAGGACCACGCAUGGUACGUGAUGUAUUUCGUCUAGCCAAAGAGAACAGUCCAUCGAUAAUAUUCAUCGAUGAAAUUGAUGCAAUUGCAACGAAACGGUUCGAUGCACAGACCGGUGCUGAUCGUGAAGUGCAACGGAUUUUGCUGGAACUUUUGAAUCAAAUGGAUGGUUUUGAUCAAAGUACAAAUGUUAAGGUAAUAAUGGCAACAAAUCGUCAAGAUACUUUGGAUCCAGCACUUCUACGUCCUGGCCGUUUGGAUCGUAAAAUUGAAUUCCCAAUGCCAGACCGCCGGCAGAAACGUCUUAUUUUUUCAACAAUUACGGCAAAAAUGAAUCUUUCGGAUGAGGUUGAUAUGGAAGACUUUGUUGCUAGACCAGAUAAAGUGUCAGGUGCAGACAUUAAUGCCAUAUGUCAGGAGGCUGGUAUGCAUGCAGUUCGUGAAAAUCGUUACGUUGUACUGACAAAAGAUUUCGACAAGGCGUACAAAUCUGUGAUAAAGAAGGAUCAAAAUGAUUUUGAGUUCUAUAAAUAA